AUGUUGCCUUUCACCUCGACUCCUCCAAGCUCCGAGCGUUCUCGAUGGAAGCAAUUUCUACAUUCCCGAUAUGAAACCACUCAAAAGGAACUUCAACCAUUGAAAUCUUCCUGGUCUAGCUUGCCGGAUAACGCAAAACUCGGCAUCGCAAUCGUCGGGUCCUCUUUGUUGACGGUCGCUGGAGUGUGGGUAUAUAAACGUCACAUGAAGCGAAUCCCAAACUCGCAGUUUGUCACAGCGGAGGACUUUAAUAGGCGGAGAUGGAUCACGGGUAUCGUGACGAGCGUUGGUGAUGCGGACAACUUUAGGCUGUUCCAUACUCCUAGUAUUGGAUGGCGAUGGCCCCUCAAGUUUCGUUCGAUUCCAUCGGGAAAAGACCUAAAGGACCAAACGCUGCAUAUUCGGAUGGCUGGAGUGGAUGCACCAGAAGCGGCACAUUUCGGGAAAGACGCGCAACCAUACUCCGCCGAAGCACUCCAAUGGCUCAAGAGUACCGUCGAGGGCAAACGCGUCUGGUGCCAACUCAUUCUCCGGGAUCAAUAUGGGCGCACUGUGGCCAUACCAAUGAUACGCUCCUGGAUUCCUUUCCGCAAGAAAUGCGUCUCGCUCGAGAUGCUCAAAGCCGGAUGGGCCUGCGUCUACGAGCAAUCCAACGCGGUUUACGGCAAGUGGGGAAAGGAACAUUUUCUAUCUGUGCAAACGGCCGCUCAGAAAGCGAAAAGGGGAAUGUGGGAGAAGGGUGUCACAGGAGAAACGCCAGCAGAGUAUAAAAAACGAUACGCUAAGGCGGCCUCAACGGUCAACCCAACGACGUCUUGA
Messenger RNA from Serendipita indica DSM 11827, 819 nucleotides. The record is from the annotation of a GenBank genome assembly. Lineage: Eukaryota; Fungi; Basidiomycota; Agaricomycetes; Sebacinales; Serendipitaceae.